Molecule: messenger RNA, 783 nt
Organism: Lolium perenne
Lineage: Eukaryota; Viridiplantae; Streptophyta; Magnoliopsida; Poales; Poaceae
Source: RefSeq, a predicted model, not a curated record
AUGAAAGUACAUGGUGAACGGAAACAAUCUCAGUGGUCUAAUUUUUUCGACUGUUGGCAAAAAAAACAACAACCACUCUCUCCCACUCCCAGUCUCUCCCUCUCCCACUCAAUUCCCCAUUCCCCACCGCGUUUCCACCAACCACCAGGGGCGGCGAGGGCAAGCUCCGACGUGGCCGGCGUGGGUGACCACGGCCAGGUGCCAGACGAGCUCCGCGACGGGGCAUCGCGGGCAAGCUCCUCGAGGGGCUGCGAGGGCGAGCUCGGCCAUGGCACGGAGCAGGCGAGCCAGCUAGGGGCGGCGCGGGAGAGAUCCUCCAGGGACGGCACGGGUGAGGUACGCCAUAGCCGGCGCGGGCGACCACGGCGAGAUGCCGGCGCCGACGAGCUCCGCGAUGGGGCGGCGCGGGCGAGCUCCUCGAGGGGCGGCGAAGGCGAGCUCGGCCAUGGCGCGGCUGGGCAACCUCUAGCCAGGGGCGGCCGCGGGCGUGCGCAGCACCUCCUGCUGGCAAGCUGUCGGUGUUCAGCUAGACAUCAGCAAUCACAUGAUCAGCAUGGCCUAAAUCGCCUUCAGCAAAAACCUUUCUUCCUGGGACAUUUGGAAAAAAAAAAGGAACGCCAAGGUUUCUCAUUUUCCCUUUCAUUUGGAAUGAUAGAGGGUCUUGUGUAUCCUUGACAGAUUUGGUUUGACUCCCUUGGUUAGACAUCUUCCCCGUUGUGCAUCCCUCCUCUCUUGUAAAUAUCUGUUUGUAUUUUAAUAAAAUUUACCUGCCAGUGCCUUUCA